This is a messenger RNA of Caenorhabditis angaria, 2871 nucleotides long. Lineage: Eukaryota; Metazoa; Nematoda; Chromadorea; Rhabditida; Rhabditidae. The record is from the annotation of a GenBank genome assembly.
UUGUCUGAAAAACGUGAAAGAAGUGUUAAGGUUUGUAAUAAUUUUUGGGAAGACUUUAAUUCAAAAACUGUGCUGAAUGAUUAUUAUUCCCACUAGGAUCGGGAUUUUUGCCACGUCAUAAGUAACCUUUUUUUCAGAGAAUCGAGGAACUUGAAUCGCGUUUGACCAACUCGCGCAAAGAAAUCGAACAAAUCCGCGAAGAAAAUCACAAACUUGUUGAGGACUCAAAAACCCAUGAAUUCGAAAUUGAAGAAAUCAAUGUGAAAGCUGAAAUUAUUCAAAAAGAAAAAGAAGAAGCUCUCGAAAAAGCUGAACAUCUCGAAAAACUUUUGGAAGCUGAAGAAAAAGCGAGGAAAUUUGUUGAAAGCCAGAAAUUAGAGCUGGAAAAUCAGCAAAAACUUGGGAGCGAAAAGGUUUCAGCGAUUCUGGAAAAUGAGAAAACCUAUCUGGAAAAUCUGGCGAAAAUGAGCCAGGAGAUAAUGGAAAUCAAAAAGGAGAAUGAGUAUUUGACAGCUGCGCAAGAGAAUUUAAUCGAAAAUGAAAUGCAAUUGAAAAGACAAAUAUCUGAUUUGACAGCGGAUUUGAAAAAUACUGAAAAUCGUCUAGAAAUUGCUGAAAAUAAAUUGAAAUCUGAAGAAAGAUCAAGAACUUUUAGAGAGAAAGAGGUGGUGGAAAAAAAUGUGAUAAUCGCAAAACUUCAAGAAAAUCGAGAAGAAUCCGAUGAACUUCUAAGUGAACUGAGAAAAUCGAAAGAAGAGAUUGAUUUUUUGAGAAAAGAAUUGGAAAAUGAGAAAGAGUUGAGAAGAAAUCAACCAAUAACUGAUCCGAAAUUGCUGGAAAAUCUAGAAACUGAAAAGAAACAUUUGGAAGAAGAGUUUCGAAUUUUGGAGAAUUCGAAGAAAAUUGAGACGGAUUUUUUGAAAGAUGAACUCGAAAAACGACAAAAAUCGAUGGAGGAAAUGAUGAGAAAUGCGGAAAAUAAUAUGAAAUAUUAUCAGGAAUUGAGAGUGGUUAAUGAAAAAUUGAUGGAGGAGUUUGAAGAGUAUAAGGUGAGUCAGCCAUGCUCUUUUGAGUCUGAAGAGUCGUUAAAUUGUGGACUAAAAAUUCAAAAAUUAUACUCAAUGAGCUAAUAUUCAUGCUCCAAUUAUAUUUCAAAAAUUAAUUAAUUUUUUCCUCCAGAAAAACGCGGAGCAUCAGUUUUUCCAUGAAGUUGGCGAACAUCAACAAAUGAUUGAGCAUUUGCAAAAACGAUUGGUUGAAUUGGAAACUUAUCCUGGUUGGUUAUUUUAUUCUGGGUUAACAAAGUUCAUCAUGUUUUUUGCAGGCCAAAAUCUAUCAAUUCAAAAAAGUCAUCAAGAAACUCAAACAAUAGCUCAAUCCCAAACUGAAACUCAAAUCGAAACAUCUCCAAGAAAUUCGGAAAUAAAUCUCGAAAAACCUGGAUCGGAUAAAGGAAGUCAAGUGUCAUUAGUUUCUGAAGUAUCAUUUAGAUCUGCAAUUUCUCCGUCAAAAACGAAAAUCGAAAAAAUGACUGGGAAAUUGAGAGAACUUAUUAUGGUAAUUCAGUUUUUUCAAGAAAUUAAUUAGAAUUAGUUUUGGUUUUUUCAGCGAGAUUCAAAUUCAUCUUCCAAAGAAGUUUUUCGAGAAAUUGUUGAAAUGCUCGAAAAUUUCGGAAAUGAAUUAAAUUCGCCAGUCGCUGGAGCAUCUCGAUUCUAUGAGAAUUUAUCCCGAAAAUUGCGAGAAAUUGAAAAUCACUGGAAAUUUGAAUAUGAAGAAGAAUUGGAUAAAAUGAGAAGACAGAUAUUAUCAGCCGAAGAAAAAUUGGCAGAAGAAAUUGGAACACAUUCAAAUGUUUUGCGAGAAAAUCGACAGCUCGAAGCUGAAAUUCAGGAAAUUGCGAAGAAUUUGGAAAUGAAAACGAAAGAAGCGGAGCAGAAUUAUGCACUGGCACUCGGAUUCAAAGAGGAAUUUGAUUUUCAAUUUGAAGAGAAUAAAAAGAAGGCGGUGGAAAUUGAAGAAAUGGGAUUGGAAUUGGAAAAAUGGGAAGAGGAGGAAAAGGGAUUGCGGGAACGAUUGGAAAAAGCUCAGGCUGAUUUACAAAGGUUCGUUUUUUCUGGGAAUUUUGGAGGAGACUUUGUCCAAAGUACAGUACUCCAAACUGCUAAUUAUUUUGAAGUUAUCUUUUUCCUGCAGUCCGGAGCAAAUAUUAUUUUUGAAGUCUGGAUUUUCAUGAACUCAAUUUUGCAGCCAAUUUUUAUCCAAAAUUUUAAUGUUUUUUGAACUCCAAGACAAUUUUCUCCCCAUUUUCCCUAAAAAUAUCCCAAUUUUCGCAGACGACUUCGACAAGAUCUCCAACACGAAGAUGUUCAUGAUAAUGAAAUUGUUGAACUUCAAAAUGCACUUCGAAAAAUGACAAAUGAAUCAAAAAGUUUGAAAUCUGAAAGAGACAAUUUGGCCAGGAAAAAUGUGAGUUUUACUGGAAUUUUUACUUCAAAAGAUAUUGUCAAUAAAAUUUAUCUACUAUAAUUAUUUUUCCAGAAAUUCAACAAGGAAAGUUUCGAAAAAUUGAAAGAGGCCUAUCAUACUGUUGAACGAAAAGCUAACCAAUUCCGAAAAUCGAAUCAAGAACGCCAAAAAACAUUGGAUUAUGUUAUGAAAAAAGUGAAAAAGCUGGAAAUUGAAAUGGAAAAUUCUGAAGGAAAACGAAAAAUUGGAGAAUUGUAUGGAGAUUUGCAAAAUAAAACGAGCCAAAUUCAUGAUGAUGACGAUUUUUCGACGAAAUCUGAUCCGGUUUUUGAGCAAAUACAUCGAUUACAUCAACAACAACCGACUACUUCAAGAAGGAUUUUAAGCAAUUUGAAUCAGGAUUGA